UUGAUAGUGGUAGUGUAAUGCCCUACUUGAUAACGGACUUUGUACCAAAGCUAGAUGGGCAGGAUUUGUUCAGCUAGUUUAUUAAGCCAACCUUCAUUAAGUGAUACCAAACUAUUUAAGUAAAAUCAAAGGUAGAGUCCUACAGCUGCUUUGUUUGUAAAAAUUAUUUAGUAAAAUACUAAAAUGGCAACCUUUUCACAAUCAACCAUUGACAAGGGAUCUGACAUUUUCCAAGACUUCUUGUGCUCGACCUGUGAAGACAAGAAACUGGAUACAAUGGCUGAAUUCUACUGUGGAUCCUGUUUGAUGUUUUAUUGCGGAAAUUGUAGUUUAAUGCACAGCCAGUUGUUUACAAAACAUGCCCCCUUUGGAAGAGGUGAUAUGAAGAAAUGGCCAGUAGCCAAGAAGGUAGAAGAUUUUCUCCUGAAAUGUGAUGUCCAUAAAGAAGAAAACCUUCAAAUGUUUUGUGAUAACCAUCAUGAGCUAUGCUGCACAAAUUGUGCAUCCCUUAAUCACAGACACUGUCAAAAGGUAACUCUUAUAUCCGAUAAAGUAAAAAGUCAGUCCACCGACCUUCAAAAACUGUCAGUUUCUAUCCAAAAUAUUCUGGAAGAAAUGAAGAAACUUCAAGAGAAAAAGGAGGCUAGUUUUCUGUCUGUGCAAAGUAAAUAUGAUGAGCAGUUAAACAUGAUACAGAAAACUCGCAAACAAAUCAAUGCAGCCUUAAACAUUAUUGAACAGAAGACUAUAAAGGAAAUGAAAGAUAUUCUCACUAAACUGCAAGCCUCUUCUCAAAGUGAUGUUGACAAAUGCAUCAGGCAUGGUAAUGAACUGAAACAACUUAGAGAUGCCAUACAAGACAUAAGUGAUAAAAGCAAGCUCGAGCUAUCCUUUAUAGCCACCAGGAAAUGCGAGGAGAAAAUACAACAGUCUGAAACAUUUCUGAAGAAGAUCUCUCUUCAGGUUAAAAGUUCAAUAACAUUCCUGCCAAACAAUGAAAUUAUACAGUACUUGUCCCAGCUUUCGGGUCUUGGGAGGAUUGAAAACUGUACCCAGACAUCGAUGGUACAAGAGGAUCCAAACAAGGUGUUCAUUGUGCAGGGGAAGUCUUUGCACAAUGUGAAAGUAUCAAGUGAUUUUGAUGGAUGCAAUUGCAUUAUAUCAGCCAUAUGUGUACUCCCAGACAGACAGGUCCUGAUUGUUGACCGCCAUAAUAAUAAUGUCAAGCUGCUUGACCAACAGUACCAGGUUGUGAAUCAUUGUAGUGUGACUGCCUCUCCACUGGACAUGUGUCCCAUCACAUCCAGUGAGGUGGCUGUGACUGUGAAUGAUACAUGUAAUUACCAAUAUGAGGUCCAGUUUAUCACGGUCAACAACAGACAGCUGUUGAAAGGAAGGAAGCUUCAGUUACAACAUGAGUGUAAUGGUAUUGCCUGUCACCAGGGAGACCUGUAUGUUUCUUCUAAUACUGCUCUGUACAAGUACACUCUGAGUGGGACAAAAGUCAGCAAGAUAUAUGAGAAUAAAUCAGACCGUAUUACAAUAGACAGGCUGGCUGUGAGUCCCUCAGGGGACAAGUUCUACAUCACAAACUACGCCCGUGGAAAGCUCCUUACCCUGGCCAGGGAUGGGUUAGUCCUGGCCACCUUCACUGACCCUGCAUUAGAACACUUGUUUGUUGUACAUGUAACCCCUGCAGGCCAGGUGCUGGUGUGUGCAGGGGACGGCACUAUCAUCCAAGUAGACAGUGAGGGCAGAAGGAAGCUGGCCACUCUUGCUACAAGUGAUGAUGGAGCGGUGAUGCCACUGUCAGUCUGCUACAACAGACACACUUCCUCUGUCAUUGUGGGACUUUAUGAGAACAACAGCAUCGUGGUGUUCAAAGUGGAAUAGCUUUAUUUUAUAUUUUUCUUGAUUUAUGAUUCUGAUGAUUUAUAUUGCCAUUAAAUUGCAUGGUUGUGCAUUAGAAAAUUGUGUUAUGACACUACACCAAUGUUAAUUUAUUACAGAUAUAAUUAUUUUGUUUACAAUAUAAUAAUGUAAAACUGGUAGUUCAAAGAUUGAAAAUAGUUUCUGUGAACAUAAGAACUGCUAUAGAAUUUAUUGUAUUGUAACUUCUUAUAAAUUGUGUUUGUAUUUCUCUUUUACUUAAAAAGUUUACAUGACUUGCUUUACAAAUUACAUUGGCCAUAGUAAUGAUACCAAUUUCUGAGUCUAUCCGAAUUGGCUGGCUGCCAAAAACCAAUUCCCAAAACUCCGAUUUACCACGUAAUUCAUGCGCAAUAAAAGAAGUUCUUCGCAGAUCUCAAUAACCUGCCUUGUGAUUACAGAACAUCACUAAAUAACAUGACAGUGUCAUAAAAAGUGUAAAUAAAUAUUAUUGAAGCAAAAUUGCUAAUUGCUAAUAGUUUUUAUUGUUUACAUAUUCAUAUGAGGAUGAGCUCCUCACUUGAUCUAGGCCGAAAGGAUACAAGUGUUUACGGAGACAGUAAGAAUAAUUUUUUUCUGAGACUUUUUUUUUAAGACAUUAUAUUUGGUUUUUAUAAACUUAUUUUAAAAUAGUGUUAUUUUAUUUUGCAUUAACAAGACAUUCCAGAAAAAAGAAAUUGAAAAAAACAACAACAAAUAUUCAUGAUCAGUCUUGGUAAUAGACGAAGUAACCGGAUAUGAUAUUUCACUGGGCAGAUCGAGCGCGCAAAUCGAGCACGAAAAGUUGUACGUGAGACAAAGUUCACAAUCUGUACACUGUUCUUUAUCAGGGUGAGAAGACUUUAUUUUGUAUACACAUUACAAAGGAAGUAUGAGUGUUUUCCUGAUCUGUUAAUUAUUUAAUAAAAACUUAAAGCUAUUUAAAGCUAUUAAAAGUGAUUUAUUUGACACAAACAAUUACAGUG
Molecule: messenger RNA, 2894 nt
Organism: Dreissena polymorpha
Lineage: Eukaryota; Metazoa; Mollusca; Bivalvia; Myida; Dreissenidae
Exons: 3
Coding region: 184-1893 (569 amino acids)
Biological process (GO): positive regulation of DNA-templated transcription
Cellular component (GO): chromatin; nucleoplasm
Molecular function (GO): ubiquitin-protein transferase activity; zinc ion binding
Source: RefSeq, a predicted model, not a curated record